This is a messenger RNA of Helicoverpa armigera (cotton bollworm), 889 nucleotides long. Its product is annotated as dihydropteridine reductase-like. The record is from RefSeq and is a predicted model, not a curated record. The transcript has a single exon. Gene Ontology annotation, cellular component: cytoplasm. Gene Ontology annotation, biological process: L-phenylalanine catabolic process; tetrahydrobiopterin biosynthetic process. NCBI's taxonomy places the organism in Eukaryota, Metazoa, Arthropoda, Insecta, Lepidoptera, Noctuidae. Gene Ontology annotation, molecular function: 6,7-dihydropteridine reductase activity; NADPH binding; NADH binding. Bases 101 to 862 code for a protein of 253 amino acids.
UAGCAAACUUGUUUGCGUCAAUUUUAUUUUGAUCUAUAAUUUCCAAAUCAGAAAAGUAUUCCGAAAUUCAAAGCUUAUCGUCUUAAUUUUCAACUACAGCAUGUCCGUUGGCAAAAUUGUUAUAUACGGUGGGCGAGGUUCUCUAGGAUCAGCAUGCGUUAAUUACUUCAGGGCAACUAAAUGGUGGGUCGGAAAUGUAGACGUAAGAGCCAAUCCCAAAGCUGAUUUCAACAUCACAAUAUCUCCCGACGCAUCGUGGACGCAGCAAGAGGAGCACGUUAUGACAUUACUUAACACAGGACUACGGACUCACAAAGUGGAGGCUAUUGUUUGUGUGGCCGGUGGCUGGGUUGGAGGUAAUGUCUCACAGAACUUCAGUCGGAAAGCGGACCUCAUGUGGCGCCAGUCUGUGAUAUCGUCCUCCAUCGCUGCUGUCGCUGCUUCCAAAUACCUCUGUUCGGGAGGAUUGCUCGCUCUCGUAGGAGCUACACCGGCUUUGAAAGCCACACCAAACAUGAUGGGCUACGGCAUGGCUAAAGCAGCUGUCCACCAACUCACUAAGUCUCUCGGAGCUGAAAAUUCCGGUCUGCCCGAGCAGGCAGCUGCAGUCGCAAUACUUCCGCUGGUGAUAGACACACCAAUGAACAGGCGAAUGUUGCCUAAAGCAGACCAUACCAGAUGGACCCCAAUGUCUUUUGUGAUCGAGUUGAUUGAUAAAUGGAUCCAUGGUCAAGAGCGUCCAGCAAGUGGUAGUCUUAUGGCACUAGUUACAAAAGAUAAAAAUACGCAGGUACUGCGAGUGACAGAAAAUCUAGAAAAGUCUGAGGUCCUAAUAGGUCCUAUAACAGAAACAACCCAUUAAAUACACAGCAAGUUAUUUGGAACUAUA